AUGCAUGAACAGGAUAACGUGGGUGUGGGCGCCGUUAGGGCUGUUCUUAGCAAUGCAGCAAAAGCGGAUGGGGUUAGGACUUGCACGCCCAAUGAGAUGGUGUCCACAGCGAAUCUGAUGGUUCAAUGGGACACAACUGCCGGCAAGCUUGUCAACGGCAAGUACCUCACAUACCUCAUCCAGCGUCUUACCUUGCCUUUCUCUGUAAUCGUGAUUGCCGAGGUCCAGGGUGUUGUUGAAUCCAACCUUGUGUGGGCUUUUGUGGGUUUUGUGGAGGAACAAGGGUAUCUCCUCUUCAAUGAAACCAUGACGGAGCUUGAGCUUCUCAACACCGAACAACGAUUCGACAAUUGGAACCCUUCCAGAAUUCUAUCUAGGAUGCCGCUAGCCCGCUCUGACGUGCCAACUCCAGGCAGCCCCAUGGCAGACGUUCACCAUCGAAUUGGAAACUGA
Fusarium venenatum is the source of this 453-nucleotide messenger RNA. The record is from RefSeq and is a predicted model, not a curated record. Lineage: Eukaryota; Fungi; Ascomycota; Sordariomycetes; Hypocreales; Nectriaceae.